This is a messenger RNA of Aspergillus uvarum CBS 121591, 1353 nucleotides long. Its product is annotated as zinc-binding alcohol dehydrogenase family protein. Gene Ontology annotation, molecular function: oxidoreductase activity, acting on NAD(P)H. Lineage: Eukaryota; Fungi; Ascomycota; Eurotiomycetes; Eurotiales; Aspergillaceae. The transcript is spliced from 4 exons. The record is from RefSeq and is a predicted model, not a curated record. Bases 71 to 1099 code for a protein of 342 amino acids.
ACAAGAUCUAUCCUCGUAAUUCAAUCUUUUUCCCAGUAUCCAUCCUGCUACGCUCCUCAAACCCAAAAUAAUGGCAUCCUUAAUCAACCAAGCUGCAUGGCAACCCAAGGCCCGAACAAGAACCCUCCAGGUCGGCCCGGGACCAACUCCUAGCCCUAACGAGCAUGAGGUUGUUAUCAAAGUAGCCUAUGCGGCGGUCAAUCCGACCGAUUGGAAGAUGCAAGACACCCCGUACUUCGAGCUCGAAUAUCCAUUCAUCUGGGGCACCGAUGUUGCAGGAACCAUUGUGCAGCUUGGCUCCGAGGUCAGACAAUUCAAAGUCGGGCAGAGAGUAAUUGGGCAUUGUGACUCAUUACUCACACGAAAAGUCACAAACGCGGGCUUUCAGCUCUAUACCACUGUCCGCGAGAUUCUCGUCGCCGAAAUCCCGGACUCCCUGCCGCUAGCCAAUGCGGCCGUGCUGCCUCUGUCAGUGUCCACCGCCGCCAGUGCUCUCUACGUGCAGCUGGACCUUCCCUUCCCUUCACUGAGUCCCAAGAGCACGGGCAAGCGCAUUGUUAUCUGGGGUGGCAGUUCGUCGGUUGGAAGCUCGGCUAUUCAACUGGCGGUCGCAUCGGGACUCGAAGUAGUGGCGACUGCUAGUGAGGCCAACCACGAUCUUGUCCGGAGUCUCGGCGCCUCGCAGGUCUUCGAUCACCGAAACCCCAACGUGAUUGACCAAAUCGCGAGUAUCUUGCAACCAGGUGACUAUGUGGUAGACUGCAUCGGAAGUCCAGACACCCAGGCGAAAUGUGGUGAGCUCUUGGGUAGGACAGGCGGAGGAACGCUCCCGGUGAUGUUAUGGCCGCAGGCUGAGCUGCCGCAGAACGUUAGGGCAGUCUUUGUGAACGGUCUGGAUCCGGGAAUGGUGAAUCUGGACGUGGGCAAUGCAGUGUGGCGGAUUUUCAUUCCUGAAGCCUUGGCAGUGGGAAAGUUCCAGGCAAAGCCGGAUCCUCGUAUUGUGCCUGGUGGGCUGGAGAAAGUUCAAGAAGGAAUCGAUAUUUUGCGCCAUGGGGUGUCGGCUCAGAAGGUCGUGAUCGAGAUCUCCCGGAGCGAAUAGACCUGCCAUGCCGUUAUGACGUUUAUAUUGCCCAGAGUAAAUCCUGAGUAUUUUGAUACUACUGAGAAGUCAAAAGAAGCAGCGCAUGCAACCCUUAACAGUAACAGCUAGCUAGACAUGCGUAGCAGACUGAAGCAUAAGAAACAGGUUCCAGUCAAUGCGGCGAUACACAGCCGUUCCGGUUCCGGCGGCACGGGCGCUCUCCAACUCCGAGAAUCAGACGGGUGGAAAGUAAUCCGGCGGCCCGAGCCGGC